This is a messenger RNA of Nasonia vitripennis (jewel wasp), 6442 nucleotides long. Its product is annotated as visual system homeobox 2. The transcript has 9 exons. NCBI's taxonomy places the organism in Eukaryota, Metazoa, Arthropoda, Insecta, Hymenoptera, Pteromalidae. Gene Ontology annotation, molecular function: DNA-binding transcription factor activity, RNA polymerase II-specific; sequence-specific double-stranded DNA binding. Gene Ontology annotation, cellular component: nucleus. Gene Ontology annotation, biological process: regulation of transcription by RNA polymerase II. Bases 1776 to 3146 code for a protein of 456 amino acids. The record is from RefSeq and is a predicted model, not a curated record.
ACGGCGCGCGCGCAGAGUCUGUGACGAGGCGAACUUCGGCCUGCGCCAGCGCCGUCGGACUCCGAAAGAAAGAGAGCCACCCCAACGUGACGCGUCUAAGCGUCUGUUCAGUUGCACACGGCCGCGACUACGACACGGACACGCGACACGCAACAUUUUUCAUCAGCGACGGCAGCUGCAUAGACAGAAACAUACGCGCGCACGCGACGUCAGCUCGGAUUCGCCCUGUCAACUCGCGCACUCGUGAUCGCGUGGCCGUGCUUUCUCCCUUUCUCGCACGUCGUGCUGAAAAUCGUUCUCGGACUGUCGAGUUGUGACCGUUGUUAUAUGUGGAUUUAUCAACUAACGUCAUUGACAGUCUUGUGCACGCACUGACUGUGAUACCCACGAGGCGCAGUCGCGGACUCGAGGAGAGAGUCGAAGAGGAAACGGCAAACACCAACACCGACGAAGGAAUUCGCCGAAUUAGUUCUUCGGACUUCCGCGUCGAGAGCGGAGAGGCUUUUUGCGCGAAGCAGUACCUAGUGUGCUGUAUAAGUACGAGAGAACAGAAGGGGCAGCAGCAGAAGAGAAAAAGCCGCGCGCACGCGGGCCCUGAAACUCGAAACCUCGUCGCGCGAGCUCCGAGGCUCUGUGGAUACACAAAAGAAUUCCAAGCGACGUGCCUAACACCCAGCAGUGAACUCGCGCUCGGCUGUUCGAGGCUCCGUUUCUAAUCACUGCUGACUGAAAGCCCUCGAUCGACGGGAAUAAAAUACAGUGCGAUAAAAAGGCCGCCUCUCUCUCUCUCUCUCUCUCUCUCUCUCUCUCUCUCUCUCUCUCUCUCUCUCUCUCUCUCUCUCUCUCUCUCUCUCUCUCUCUCUCUCUCUCUCUCUCUCUCUCUCUCUGAUUCAUCGCCGUUCGUAUUUCGUGAUGUUUUCGAGUCGCUAGACAAUCUGUGCUCGUUUCUCGCCCGACAAUCCCGGACUGCUGCCAGUGAAAGGAGGAAGGCUCAAGGUGAAACUUCAACCCGGUAUUUUCAGACUGAAAAAUCAAGAAAAUAUCACAAACUGUACUUACCUGACAUCGAGCAGAGAAGUUCGGGACGCGGAGACGAGAAGAAAGCCACAGUAAGUUCUUCCGACAGAUCGCACCUUCGACACUCGCACAUGGACAUCGAUCGAUCUAAUUAAAAAACGAUGGAGAUUUACGAGAACACUUAGUUCGAAAAGCGACUAACUCAAGAGAAUCCGGUAGAACAACAUAACCUCGACAGUUUUUUCGUCCGAAAGCUCGUUCGGAGACUGUAGAUAACUGAAUCAACGACUACCCCUGCAAAUCAACGAAAUAAUCACGUGGAAAGCGUUUCUCGACAGUGCACGGCAAUCCGUCGGACGGCGAAUGCUCGACAGCUAUGCUCUUGCGCAUCAGGCUUUUAAAUACACGGGUCUCUUAUUCUUCGGCCGACGUCCGUCGAUAACUAUCUUCGCGCCACAACGACGACAACGAAGUCAAGCCAAAAUCAUCGACAAAGUUCCUAGCGUCAUCUUCGCGGUUCUCAUCGUCGGAAAUACGAAGCCAGACACGAGCAACGAAACUCCAGAAAGCAUACGACAAAUUCGGAUCGAGCGAUCCGAAGACAGCAAGCGUUUACCCUCUCGCGGGUGUUAAAUCCAUAAAAAACGACAAUCCUGAAUCAAAGCGUGGACGUGGUCGACCUGAGCGGAGGAUGCAGGCCUGAGGCACGUAGUAGCGUCGUCGUCGCGUCCCUCCAGCAGUCGCGCGCGAACGCGAAGAUGCCGCAGCGCUCGCCCUUCGCCAUCCAGGAGCUGCUGGGCCUGAACGGGGCCGGCAAUCCCAUCGGCUCCGGCAACAAUAACAACAACAACAACAGCAGCAGUAGCAACAACAACAACAAUGAGCGCAGCUCGCCCCAGAGCUCGCCGCCGGCCGGCGUCAGCGCGGUCUCCUACGCCCCGACCGCGCCCCACCACAAGCUCUGGGACUACAUGGCGCCGCUGACGAACCACCUGGGCAAUCUCGGCAACUUGACCGCCUCGAGAAUGGCCUACCUGAACGCCCAGGCGGCCGUGGCCGCGGCGUUCCUGCCGCCGCCGCAUCAUCCACACCCGGCGCAUCACGUGGCCCACCAUCAGAUGCACCAGCCCGGACAGCUGAGCGGACAAUCGCCCGGCGGACUGGGCGCUCAUCCGGCGACUCACGCGCAACACAUGAUGUCCAGUAGCGGAGUCUCGGGCAAUCAUCACCAGGGCAGUCCUACUCAGCACAGCUCGCCUCAUGGCUUUUCACAAUCCAAAAGCACGUUUUCAAGCUCAAGUCCAGGUGUUGGGCAUAGUAUCGAAUCAGGAAAAGACUUCACAGUUGAUGGACUUUCAGGGUUCGGUAAGAAGAAGAAAAAGAAACGUCGGCAUAGCUCCAGGACGAUCUUCACGUCUCAGCAGCUGGAGGAGCUGGAGACGGCAUUCAAAGAAGCUCAUUACCCUGAUGUCUACGCACGCGAAAUGUUAAGUCUGAGGACAGAUCUUCCAGAAGACAGGAUACAGGUCUGGUUCCAAAAUCGAAGAGCGAAAUGGCGCAAGACUGAAAAAUGCUGGGGAAGGAGCACCAUUAUGGCGGAAUACGGACUCUACGGAGCGAUGGUCAGACAUUCGCUGCCGUUGCCCGAAACCAUACUCAAAAGUGCCAAGGAGAACGAAUCCGUAGCGCCCUGGCUUCUCGCGCAAUCCUCUAAGACAAGUGGCUUUAAUCAAGAUAACGAAAAUAAUCGGCGCGAUCUGAUUGACUGUGGCCCCCUAGGGAUGCACCGAAAGUCCAUCGAGGCCGCGGAGCAUCUCAAGUCCGGCGGCGAGGACAGUGGCAAUGAUCAUGGGGGCAGUGGCGCCAGUCCACCCCACCACAAUCAUCAUCCUGGUGGGCCUACCAGCUCAGAGAGUGGACAGGAGAGUCAGGACGGCAUGGGCCAAUCCUCCUCUUCCGCCGGCGUGGUUCAGGACACGGAGCAGCUGAGGAACGAGAGCAUCGCCUGUCUCAGGGCGAAAGCUCAGCAGCAUCAGUUACAGCUGAGCUUGGCACCAGCCGCUGGAACCCAAGGGACGACGCCGUACUCGACGGGUCCGCAAACUGGCACCUUGCAUGCGUCCGUUUAAAGAAAACGCUGCUGUUGAGCCAAUGUAGGAAUUAUAUGGUAAAAAUAAAAGAGGACCCGAGUCGCCCGAAAUCAACCACCCCGAAGUUGUACACCGAAUGAUUGAUCCGCUACGACAGGACUGAUGGACUUUCAAAACUUCGUAAACGACAUUGAGUCUUCAUCGUCAACUGAUUAAAUUUUUCUUCGAGUUCGUAUACUGGUUGAAAAGAAGAGUUGACUGGCAGAAAAAAUCGAAGUAGAAAUCUCAAAGAUUUUCAUACGUUUGUCUGCUGUUGUUAAACUUGAAAAGAAAAUUUUAGCGACGGUUUUGCGUUCAAAUACUACAGUCUAACAUUCACAGAUAAAAAACAUUAUGAGUCGAUGCAGAAACUUUUAGAAAGUUAGGCUGAGCGUUCAUUUCAUUUAUGAUGUUAAAAAAAGCCAGAUUCGGUGCAACGAAAAAAAGAGAUUAAAAGUGAAUUCAUCGAAUACGCGAGAUGAUAGACAAAAAAACAUAGCUGCGUAAAUUUUAUUUCAACGUAAAAUUUCGUUUCGAUAAUAACUCUUCUAUGAUUUAUGAGGUGUUCAAUCAAACAAGAAUAUUAUGGACCGGAGAACGAUAAAUUUCAUAGUGUCAGGAUCGUUCCAUUAAACAAAAAUGAAAUUUUACUUAGAAAGAAUAUAUUUUGUCUUAUGGAUAAAUUGAGGAAUUCUAUGCAAUAUAUUUCGAUGAAAGUAUGCGCGGUAUUUGUGAAAUCACAAGUGGUAGUUGAGAUAUUAAAAAUAGUUAGAAACUCGUCUGAUCUACUUACGACAGCAAAGAAGAAAGAAUGAACGGAGCACUUGACUCUCAACGCAGAUAAAAGAGAUAAAAUUAAUGAAAAUCGCCGACUCUGUCGAAAAUUGAGUGAGAAACGAUCUACAAUAAUCGGCUUAGAAGAUAAUGACGAGUCUCUUUGACGCUUUCUCCUCGCGGAUUUUCUUUCAAGCUUAAAGAGCUCUCGGAAUCUCAGAAAGUUUAUGAUAAUCCUUUCGCAUUUUUUUCAAAGCGAGCUGAUUUUUCAAAAGAAUAGGAGUAAUUAUGGUAUGAUUUUUAUAUAGAAUUUAUGGUACCAAACAUGAAAUUCGCGGGGAUAUAGCUGACGAGAGAAUUAUCGAAUAAAUUAUUGUAAUAUUAUUUUGAUUAAGUUACGAUUACUGUAAAUUCUGUAUAAAUUAAAUUGUACAAUAAUUCAUGUGUGUAGAAAGUAAUUUUGCGGUGGGAUGAAGUUGAUAAUAUUUAUUAACGUUAUCUCAAAAUUCAAAAAGAUAAACCGGACAAAAUCGGCAGAUUUUCAUAUACCUCACGAUACGAGUACUAUAAUUAAACGUGUAUACGAAGUAUCCCGUUUCAGAAGGGACGCAACACUAUCAACGAAUAUUCUUAUUUCAUCGAUACAAACACAAUGAAGAAAGAAACAAAUUUGCAUCAUAUGCGAUUGAUUCUGGAUUUUUCCUUUAAUUCAGUUAAAUAAAUCUUUUUGCUAAAUGGCCAUGUGUGCUUCCUUGCAAUGGAAACACACGAAUCGCUUAAAUAUGACGCAUAAUGAAAUAAGCAACAUGCAAGUGAUUAACCCAAAUAGGGAGAAGUUAAGACAGGCAAUUACACAUCGAAUGAUGUCAAAGUACCUAUCUAUUAUGUAUACAUAAUUGAAUAUAGUGAUUUUAACGCAGCUAAAGUGUGCACUGGGAAACCGCACAAAGUUUAAAAGCGAGUUCCAGAUGCACGUUAUGAUGAAGAAGCAGAUUGUAUAGGUACAAGUCGAAUUGAAUAUUAUAUAUGAAUCAACUAAGAGAUAUAAAUAUUAUAUAAAAAAAGAAUGCGAGAGUGCGUGAAUGUGCGAGCGAGCAAAAACGAAGUAUAAAAUAAAUAAACAAAGAAAUAAGUUGAAAGAGGCCGAAUCUUGAAACGAAAAACGAAAAAAAUUUUCCUAUAGCCGAGUACUUAAGACGAAAGGAAAAUUUAACUGUUGUCAAAUGUGCAAUAUAUCGACGUAAGUUUUAACGCUGUAGGCCACUGUACUUUUUAUUAAGAAAAGGGGCACUGCAAGAAUCGUGAGCUCGAAAAGACAAAACGUGCGUAAUUCGACGACGAGUUCCGCGUUUCUCUUCGACUUUUGGCCUUUUCCUUGAUUCACCUUUACACUUCUUUUUUUAUUCCAUUGUCGAGCAAUUGGGGGAAGCGUGUUGGGAAUUUUUCUCGAUCAUUCACUGUGUAUAUAAAUAUAUAAAUACGAAUAUACAAAUAAAAAUACGAAUAUAUGUGGUCGCGUUGCUUCGAGGUGAUCGAAUUUUCCGUCUCGCCUAUACUUUUAUAUGUUGAUUAAUUUUCCAUUAGAUUUCUUCCAUUAUUUGCAAGAAUAAGUAUUACCUUUUUUUGUACAUUGUGAUGUUCAGUUUAUUAUUUUUUUUAAAGCCUGAAAUUUUUAUUGAUGUGAAAAUGCGUAUAUGUAUUUACUAUAUAUUAAAAUUUUUUGAUACGUUUAAAUAGACAUAUAUACAGCAUGUACUCGGAAAAAGAAAAAAUGAAUCCACAGAGUAAUUGGGUACUUAUAAACUUUUAUCUAUUAUUUUCUGCAGAUUAUGUUUUUGUUUGCUACGGAAAAUGUUGUGGAAAAAUUAAUGAUCUCAUGAGAUUUUCCGACAUUACAUUUCAAUAUUAUAAAGGAAUAAGAAGAAAGCUAUAUUUGAUUGAUUUAUUUUGAUAAGAAGUACUUAACAGAAUAUUUGUUACUAAUUGCUGAUACUACGUUAUGUUUACACGAAACGAAAACUGUAUAAUUUAUUUAUGCCAUUAGUUAAUAUGAAAACAAUCUUAUGUUCUGUAACAUACAUUAUAAAAGAAAGACUGUUUUUUUCGUUAUUAUGAAAAGUCGAGCGCUUCGAUGCGAUUACACUCUAUAUUAUACAUUUAAUGUAUCGCACUGUAUUUCAAGAGAAAUGAUUUGAAGAAAAACGAAUUAUACCCCAGUAUACAAAAAGAAAUGGUUCACCCGAUGAAGAAAACAAAUAAGAAAAACAACAAAAAUAAAAUAAAUGAAAUAAUUAAAGUUAAAAUAAAAACCAUUAUUGCGAAGUCAACAAAAUAUGCGAAUCCUCUGUCAUUUGUGAAAAAUGGACCUUUAUAAUGAAGAAUUGACAAGAGAGAUAACGCGAGAAUGUUAUGCACUUCGUUUAAAAGACUUCUUCAUUCGUGUCCGAACGCCUGCGACAAACCGCAUGCAUAAUAGUCGGCUAGUGUACGUAAAUAAUAAAGUUUCUGAACAAAAAUUUUAA